Messenger RNA from Rhizophagus irregularis DAOM 181602=DAOM 197198, 524 nucleotides. The record is from RefSeq and is a predicted model, not a curated record. Lineage: Eukaryota; Fungi; Glomeromycota; Glomeromycetes; Glomerales; Glomeraceae.
ACCACAAAUUUUUAGUAACGCUUCAAAAAGAAUAGAGCCCAGAGUGUUAUUUUUGGUGUUGGAAUAUGCCGAAAAUGGAGAAUUGUAUAAGCAUCGGACCUUUUACAGAACAUAAAGCAGCAAGUUAUAUAUCUCAGAUAGCAGAUGCUCUUGUCUAUCUUCAAAAGAAAAAAGUCAUUCAUCGAGUUAUGAAGCCAGAAAAUAUAUUAUUGCCAAGAUAAAGAUUUUGGGCUUCGGAUGGGCGAUUUUGAUUUGCCAGCGACUUCAUAAUUCGGAAUUUUGGCCGUGUUUAAUAGAACUCGAGACUUUUCUGACAAUUGACUUCUGUUGAUAUCUGGUUCAUUUUUUUUUGGAAUUGAAUUUUCCCCAACAGACUUUACAGUAACGUUAACAACAGUUUUUGGCGUUAGAGCAACGCGUCUUGCAGAACACUCAAAUCCGGAUUCAAUUUUGGGUUUAUCCAUACGCUCUUAAGUUAUAAGCUUUAUUGUUUUCCUUGCCAUGAAAUUUCGCGUUUAAUGUUA